Molecule: messenger RNA, 1323 nt
Organism: Lithohypha guttulata
Lineage: Eukaryota; Fungi; Ascomycota; Eurotiomycetes; Chaetothyriales; Trichomeriaceae
Exons: 3
Coding region: 1-1323 (440 amino acids)
Biological process (GO): proteolysis
Molecular function (GO): serine-type endopeptidase activity
Source: RefSeq, a predicted model, not a curated record
AUGCCUCAAGUCUUUGACGACAGUCGUGUCAACAUUGCCGAUGCGAGCUAUGCUACCACCUCACACGGCGACCGCCUCCAAACACAGACACUAGCGUCACGUCUCAGGUCAGAUCCCCCUAGACCUGGUUGCGAGGUAGCAAAAGAAAGUACUGGUACACGCACAGGAACGUUCACUCGUGACGUCUCGACCAAGACGACUGCAACCAAGUUACCUCGUGACGCAUACACUGUUUUGUGGUUGAACACUACCAGCGGAGGGUACACGGCUGCCCAGGAGAGCAUUGAUCAAUGGUUAGAGUCGCCAAUUUCCAAGCUUUCUGCCAUUUGCAAGUUUGGGAGUAUUGACAACAUAAAUAUCGUCCUGACAAAGUCUCUGGAAGCAACGGAGAUUGUGAGGCUCAUCAAGGCGCUGGCCCAGCCCGAGUAUUUCUCAAAUCUCGGAAUCGUGCUCGUCACUGUUCCCCAAAGCCCUAAGCAGGCGGCUCAAGUCGCUGAAGAGCGCUACAACGUGCAAGUGACAUUGCUCGGUAAGCAGAAAGAUCAGGCUGGAAUCUGCAAGUUGUUUUUCUAUUGCGAAGGCAACCCUCAGGUAAGGUUUGAGGGUACAGGCUUCAUGAUCAGUCGGAACACAUUGAUAACUGCGGGUCAUUGUGUUUUCAGUGCUCAAUAUGGGUAUGCCACCAAGAUGGUUGUUUUCCUUGGCUAUCGGGCAGAGGCCAACGGGUCUAUCAAGCAGAGCAGCGAACCAGAGGAGCGCCAUGCAACCAGAAUGGGAGUUCACAAACGGUACCACUCAAAUGCAGCUGAAGCAAACGAUCUGGCAAUAGUAGAGGUGGACCCUCCCUUUUCUGGGGACGUGCAGCCAUUCCGCUUUACUGAUACGCUAGUGGCCGGUACAGAGAUGCUGACGACAGUCGGUUUUCCCGGUCGCGACAGAUACGGAGGCUUUAAAGAGGCAGGCAGGGUCAUGUUUGAGAGCAGUGGCACCGUGACCUGGAACUUAGCUACAAACAAGAUGCUGCAUCACAGGCUUGACACGUAUGGGGGGAUGUCUGGUGCACCGGUACUAUGGGAUGACGAUGAAGGCGGAAUGGUGGUGAUUGGAGUGCACACCAAGUGGGGGAGUAAUGCCAACAACGCCGUCGCUACCAAUGCUCAUGAAGACACUCAUGGGCUCGGCAACGUUAUCACAGCUUUCAUGAGAGCUUUACUCGCCCAAGCAGAUCCUGCGUCGCAAGGGAAUCGUAGCCGCCGGCGCGAGCUUACAGGCAUCAAAACAGCAGUGUCGAGAUUGGCGGAGAUAUCAGUUCAGCUGGACUAA